Messenger RNA from Parnassius mnemosyne (clouded apollo), 1488 nucleotides. The record is from the annotation of a GenBank genome assembly. Lineage: Eukaryota; Metazoa; Arthropoda; Insecta; Lepidoptera; Papilionidae.
GAACUCAUUUAUUUAGGACAUUAAAUUAUGUUCAAAAGUAAAUAAAAAUAAAUUUGCGGUACAAAUUAAGAUAUAAUAUUUGUUUGAAUUAAAAAUUAAAAAAGAGUAGAAGCCUAAGUAGGAAAUAGAAUUUUUAGAGCGUUUUUUAAAUCGCUUAUUUCGUACUUAAUUAAUGUCUACUUAUAAAAUUACUGUGGUUGAUUACCUAGGUCAUAAACAUAAGUAAUAUUACGAUAAUUAUUAUAAUAACAAUAGGUUCUUAUAUAGUAUAAAAAUGCGGAGAUUUAAAUAACAAAGCCGGUUCGAUGUCACCGUUGGCAUCUGGAAAGAAUAAUUUGUUACAAGAGCUCGAUUAUCCCGCGCUAACUGAAGGCCAAUUUGCUUCUAGAAGGGCGGGCGGGGAUCAUGCGCAGCUAGCCAGCUAGUCGCUUCGUGUCUCCCGCGAUCCAUUCACGAGUGCGCGCGCGGCCCAUAUCACCACUACGGUGCCGCGAUGUGGCGCGCCUGGUACUUCAUCCUGUGCUUAGUGCCAGCUAGUCGACAGAUAUCAAUUACGGAGUUUACAGUACCUCAUGCGGUGCAAGCCGGGGAAGACGCGGAGCUACAAUGUCGAUAUGAUUUGAAUCCUGGCGAGUCGGAUAAGGGACUCUACGUGAAAUGGUGGUGGACACCACUGAACGCCACCAGCGACCAGAUGCAUCAGAUUUAUCAAAGGAUAAUCGGGCUUGAACCUGUGACAAUUCACAGUACCAUUAAUUUAGAAUUAUUAGAAAACGAUGGUAUUCGGUUAGUGAAUGUCACACCAGCGGACUCUGGGACCUAUGAAUGUGAAGUUUCUAAUAUCGAUGAGGUACGAGAACAUCAGGAGUUACUAGUUUAUUCCAUAGGCACUGGUCCGCAACUUAAUAUCUCCAUGGCAUCAGACGGACCGGAAGUGAACGAAGAAACAAACGACGAUGAGGAAGAGCUAAUAGUCACAUGCGAGGCUAGUGACGUCGCCCCUUAUCCAGAGCUAUCAAUUACUGUGGAUGGGAAUAUAGCCAACACAUCAGAAACUGUAAAUGGCCCUAUUGAAGGACUGUACGAUAUAUUUGCGAAUGCAACUGUUUCUAAGAAAUUAGCUGACGGUGCAGAAAUACGCUGUGAACUUUUCUUUAAAAAUGAUAAUAUCUCGCAUCCUGCUUAUGUAGACAUCGAGACAUUCAGUACAUCAGGCGCCGAGGUAUCCACUACAGAAGUGCCCGAGAACAUCACUGCUCCUGAUGUGGUCUUCGAUACUUUACAAAAUCUAAAUGGCGGAAAAUGUCUCCGCAUUUCUCGGUCUCUGAUCUUUGGGCUACUACUACCUUCGUUGCUUUACACUUUUUCGCUUGAAUUGUGUAAAUAAUAAGAUAAUGUGAUACUAAUAAAUAAAUGUAUAAUAAUUAUUUAAUAUUAAUAUGUAUAUCUCUAAACUCAUAUACAUUUUAGUUUAUAAUAAAAUUUUAU